Mytilus californianus (California mussel) is the source of this 36469-nucleotide messenger RNA. RefSeq lists its product as uncharacterized. The record is from RefSeq and is a predicted model, not a curated record. Gene Ontology annotation, biological process: lipid transport. The transcript has 212 exons. NCBI's taxonomy places the organism in Eukaryota, Metazoa, Mollusca, Bivalvia, Mytilida, Mytilidae. The coding region runs from base 155 to 36022 and encodes 11955 amino acids. Gene Ontology annotation, molecular function: calcium ion binding; lipid carrier activity.
AGGCUAUAUAAUAAUGUUCACGCCAAUGACAGUCUGAAACCGGGUCUUAACCCGUAAGAACAAGACGUGAGAACAUUUCAGAAAUUUAUUGAAAAAAAAAGAAGAACAUUACAGAAAUUGAAGAAAAAAAAAUAUUUGGGUCCAACAAAAAGAGAUGGACCACCAGUGGUCCUUGUAUGGAUUAGUUUGUGUAAUAUUGUGGUUUUUUGUUCCAUCUGAAGCCAAAUUUAUCAGAUUUAAGCCUGGAUAUGAAUAUGAAUAUAAAUUUGAGUCCAAUGCACAAUUAACAGAUUACGGAAAUUUUAACAUAAAAGCAAAGAUCAGUUUUACUAAUAUUGAUGAAAAGUAUGGCUACCAGGAGAUUCUGUUACGAAUUUAUUCGUUUACCUUUUAUGCAAAUGAUCCAGAUGCGCCUGGACAUGAUAUGGACUUGAGUAAAUGGUUCUCUUUUGAGAUUACAUCUGACGGAAAAAUUUUACGUGUGUACCAUCCAGAAGAAGGUGAUGAUUUUGUCUUGGCAACUAAGAAAGGAUUUGCUGCUCUUCUGGCAUCAAGACUUCAUGAAGAAGGAGAAAUAUCUGGAAGUCAGUCACAUGCAGGUUUUACUUACCAAACACAAGAACUUGGCCAUGAAGGACCUCACAAUGCCACAUACACUGUUAAAGAAACAAGUACAGGACUGCAGUUUACUAAAGUACGACACGAGCCACUGGUUAAAAACGCUGGUGGAAAAUACCAAAAGGUGAUGCAUUACCACAAAGACCUUGAAGUUAUACACAGUGUCUUAAUAGAAGAAGAUUUCGUAUCACCUACUAGACCUUCUGCAAAGUUUAAUGCAUUGCAUGGAAUGAGGAAAAUUAAAGCAGUCAAUGAAUUCAGUUCCAUGGAAUUUCCUGAGAUGAAAGCCAUCAGUAAAGGAAGUCUAUCAUAUCUGACAAGAAGGUUUGAAAGAGAUGCUGUCACUAAACCAAUGCUUGGAUUAGAAGAAUCAACAAUCCAUGUAACCAAGAUGACAAGAAAAAUACCCAUGCUUGACAGGGCUAAAGCUUGGCAGUACAUCAAAGGGAAUAUAACCUGUAUGUGGACCCAGCCUGAAAAUGGUCGUACAUUGGUAGCAAAUGCUUGUUUCUUCAAGAUAGUCGAUGUACUGAAAUCAAUACCUGAAGACGAACUUGUGAAGCUUGCUAACUACUACUUCGUAGAACUGAAAUCAGAUCGUUCAAGGUAUGUAGGAGCAAUGAACAUCAUGUUGGAUGCCUUUGGAGUCAUCUAUACAAACUUCAGUGAGAACCUCCUGGCAGAUUAUAUUCUAAAGAGUCCUGAUCCUAAGCCUACACUUAUCUUAAGGCUGCUGACACACAUUGUAGGAAAAGACAAUCCACCACAUGAUAAUAUCAUAGCUGCAAUGGAAGACCUUGUAUUUAACAAAGAUAACCACCCAGAAGAAAUGUACAAAGAGGAUCUCCAUGAAAGGGUCUUGCUCUGUCUUGGCUCAGUGUCACAUAAGUUAUCAAAAGUGGGUCGAGAAGAGGAAGCUAUCAGCAUAACUGUACGAGUUCAUCAAUGGCUAGGAAUACAUGAUCCAUUUGAAUACAGAAAGAAAAGAGCAAUUCAGAGUGAACAGGAGCAGAUUGAUUACGACCAUUGGAGAGUGAUUCUGUUAGAAACACUUGGAAAUGCCAGAAUGGACUUCUCUUUUGAAUAUAUUGUAUCACAUAUCAACUCAACUAACUCAGCUUGGAUCAAAAGAGCUGGAGUUCAUGCUCUUAGGAAAUAUGAACAUGAAAUGGCUGCUGAUGAGAUGUAUAAAGCUGCCAUGUAUGAUGAAAAUGAUGAGGUCCGUUACGAGGCUUUAUUGCAGUAUCAGGCACAUCCUCAAGCAAGGAUUAUAACACCUUUAAAAGCGCGAGAAGAAGUUAAUGGAACUGGUAUUAUUGAUCCAUAUGAGUCUGGAAUUAUGGAAAUAGCACCUCAUCGCAGAGAAAAACGAGACUUGGGUUUUCUGGAAAAGUUUCCUAAGAUAAACUUUAGACUUGAGGCUCCAAGUGUUGAUUGGAGAAAAAUGUUGGGAUCUGAAUCUAUAGGUGCUGCAUUUGGUAUUAUCAUGUAUAACAUGCUGGAUCUGAAAAUUGAGCCGUUAAGUGGUCAUUUGAGAAUAAAUGUUCACGAUGAGGCCUAUGCCAGAGUACUACUUGGAAUUUUGGACUUCAACUUGGACUUCUUUGUAGCCAGACUUUGUUUUAAAGGAGGCACCCAGUACAAUCUGAAUAUUUUACAAGAAAAUGACAUGAAGAAGAUAGCUCAAUUGGCCACUCAGUUUGACAAGAAAGUGAAAGAGAUUGUUGAUGGUAUCGAAACAGGAGUGAGGUUGUUUAAAGACCUCAUUGGUGGUCAAAUAAGCAUCAAAGACAUUGUUAAUGAAUUCAUAGAUGCCUUGAAGGAGUUACCUGGCAAGGUUUGGGGUCUUAGAGACAAAGCAGCCAAUGUGAUGAAAAUGUUAGGACAGCUCGAUGAGGAAGAGUUACCUCCAUUUUUAAGACCACUCAGAAAUCUGAUUGUGAAAGUAACAACAGUCUUUAAUGAUGUUAAAACAGAUAUCAUGAACUUUUAUAAUACAUUGGUGCAGACUAUCACUGUUAUAAUUCCACAGAAUGCCAAAUUAAUCUAUGAAAGUAUCGUUGAUAUCAUUGAUGGUUUCAAGGUCAUAAUGAAAGAUCCUAAGACAGCUUUAGUUAAGAUUGGCAAAGGCGUUGUACAAAUUUUUAUGUCUAUAAAGGCCUUACUUGAUGCCAAGAAUAAAACGCAAGAAGCCUGCUUCUUUUUGAAAGAUGAAAAACCAUACUGGUGGGAUAUUACAACAGUUUUUGAGGAAAUUUGGGCUCUUUCACAACAAGCCGUAAAAGCCUUGGCUCAAGGUGGACCAAACUGGAUAGCAACUACUGUUAUUGAAGGAGACGAUCCUGUUGCAAAAUUCACUAAAGGCAAAGUUUCGCAGCAACAAAUAAAAGAACAGAUCAUUGAUAAUUUAACUAACAUUAUCGAUGAACUUUUGGAACCGUUUGAUGAUCUGAGAGGAAUGGCAGAUAAAUUCAUGAAAAAAUAUGGAGAUUUCUUUAGUCUAGUGAAAAAAGUGAAAGAGGCAUAUUCAAUACUGAAGGAAGGAUAUGAAUUUGGACAGUCUAUCAUUAACACAAUUUUUGGACCCAAAUGCCACAAGGACUUUCCAAGACUGUACAGAUUAGAUGCAGGGCCUUGCAGCGGAAAGGGUUUUUAUCCUUCAACGAUGGAAAAAGGUGGCCAAGCAGAAUAUGCUGUAGAAGGGGUGGACCUUGAAAUUGAUGUUGGAAAGAUAGUGAUUGCUCCAUUUCCUGGACUUGUUUAUAAGGGAGACAAUCCUGAUGAGGUCAUCAUUGAGGCAAACACAGCUGCCUUAAAGGGAAUAAAGAUUAUUAUAAAUGGUGUUAAAGUCAAUACAACUAUUCUGCAUAAAACAAACCAACUUUACAUUGAGAACAGGAUUGCUGCAGGAGCUCCCAUUGGUACUGCAAAACAGUCACCUUGUUAUCCGUUCAACAGUAUCCACUUUGCCAUGAUGAAAGGCAAUGGAACUGUCGAUCCUACUAAGUUCCUGUCUCCAAGAUUCUUUGAAGUUCCAAAGUGGAUACAAACAUGUGAUGACUACAAAUUAGUUUAUAAGUUUGAGACUAUAGCUGCUGGAGUAAUUGUGGGACUUGGUGGACAGGCUCAAAAUAACACCAGUCCAAAGUUAGACACAAGUAAAGUUACAGCACCUGCUGCACCGGCACCUAGUCAAGACCCAGGGGCAGAAGCAGACACCAUUAAAAGUAACCCAGAUGGAAUGUAUUCCAAAACUAAGGCUAAUGCAAACAACUUACCUGAUGACUCCAAAAACGGGAAGAAAGGUCCAUUUGCAUCCCUGAUGGCGAAAGCAGACAGCUUUAUGAAGAAGUUUUCUUUACGUAGACUGAAAAUGGGGACAAUAAUUGAGUUUUUAACCAAAUUGGGCAUGACCGACAGCAGAGCAAAGUUUGUUCAAGCUCUCAAAACUUUGCAGGCAAUAAUUGACAACAAGCCAUGUUUCAACCCACAUGAACUGACAGAUGAACAAAUCAAACAGACACUACAGGAAAGAGGGAAACCAAUCAAUGGAACUAGAGCCCAAAUGAUUAAAAGAAUUAUGGACCAGGAUAACCAAUGUCCAUUGAUGUCUUUCACAUUGCCAAAGAAAGUAUACUGUAUCUUCUCCAGUGAUUGUAUGGCUGUAGAAUGCUGCAUGAAUGUCAAAAUAUCCAUGUUUCUCAGAGUGGUUAAAGCUUAUGCUAAUUUUAACCCAUGUACUUUCAAGUUCAGCUACGGAUUUGAUGUGUUUAAGGGAGAAAUACAGCUUCCUAAACUAGAUUUUGAUGGUAUAGAGAAAAUAAUAAAUACUGGUAUUAUCUUCCCCAUACCAGUUAUUGGUGAUCUGGAAAUUGUAGUCUUCUUAAAGAUAGAGAAGACAGACUUGGAAACUGUUGCAACAUUUGGAGGUGGUCUCUGUGAACCAGGAUCUUACCCUGACGAAGAAAAUUGUUUGGUUACAGUCAACCUCCUGGAUCAAGCUGUUUUACCAUUGCCAAUAUGUUAUCCUAAUGGAAGUUACUCAUGGCCUGACAUAAACUGGGCAACAUACUUUAGUAAGGAAGCUGUCCUGGAAAGACUGAAACAGGCUGGCAAAAAGGCAGCUAAGCAGUUGGCAGGCAAUCUAGCUGAAGAAGCAUUGGCUGCUCUUGGUUUACCUGCAGAUUUACUUUCUGCGACAGGACCUUGUCCCAGACCAGAAAAUAUGACAUUGGCUAUACUGAAAGGAAAGAUGAUUGAAGCAGAUCUAAGCACCACUGGUACAAGACUUGCUCUGAAUGACAGAUAUGAACUGUAUGAUAGAAGCUGUUACAUAGCACUUAUCAACAAAACCCUGACUCUUCCUGCUAUAACUAACCCCACACUGAAGAAACAUCUGUACUACCAAAUGUCUCCAAACUGUAUGCGAUUUGAUGCCUGUGCUGAUGUUACCAUCAAGGCCAUAGACUACACCAAAGCAUUGAAAGCCUACGUAGAACUGGAUCCCUGUCACUUCAUCCUUUAUGCUGGUUUUGAGAAAUGGGAACGGCAGUUUAUUCUGAUUUCUUAUGAAUGGGGAAAAGAAGAAGUACUUGAAAUAACACCUGAGAUAAAGGUGAUGAUAAAGAUAGAUCGUGACGCUGACGUAAAGAAAGUAUUCAUUGUGAACUUUGGACUCAGGAUUUGUAUUGCAGGAGACUGUGUCAUUGACGAGUAUUUCGUACAAGAUUAUGAAGUUCCCAUUCCUCUUUGUAAUGAGAAUUUCACAUUACCAGGUGGUGGAGCAUUGGCAGACUUUGCUAAAACUUUGGGAGGAGCUAUUACAGCUGAGGCAUUUGACCUCAUUCUCAGGUUGUUAAAAUUAGAUACGAUAUUCCAGAAAGGAAGCUGUACAGUACCUCCAGGACCAACAAACUGUCCAUGGAAUAUUGAUGUAAAAUCAUAUCUACCAGCUUCUGUGAAACAUCUUGUAACCUGUGAGAUGCCCGAUAACUGUUUUGGAUUGGACUGUUGUAUAGAUGUUAAGUUUACAUUACCACCAGCUUUGGGAGGCAGAGUGAUAGCUUAUUCUGUUCGUUUCUGGUUCAAAAUGAGUCCUUGUGACUUCACCAUUGAUGUUGGAUUUGGAACCUGGACCUACAAGAAGACUCUCUUUGAAUAUGCUUGGGGUACACAGAAAGAACUUACCAUUGGUGGUGGUGAUCCAGCACCUGUUAAAAUUCUGUACACCAUAAGUAAAAUGGGAGGAGGAGAAGGAUUCAUCGUUGAUACUAUAGUGACAAUCUGCAUUCCAUUUGAUGACAACGAGCCAUUCUGUGCACCCACACCUGAUGGAUUCCACUUACUGAAGAGCCAACAAGUUCCUCUCUGUUCCAGAAACUUAACCAAUAUCCUCAGUAAUGUUUCGUUCUCUCAAUUGGCAAAGGAUAUUGGGUAUGAGGCAGGACAACAGCUGGCCCAGGGCGCUGUACAAUAUCUUCUAGAACAGGUUGGGCUAACAGAUUUCUUCAAAACAAAAUGUGAUCGUAAACGUGGUAUCUAUGACCCUAGUGUAGUGGGAUGGAAUAAUAUGUGUCCAUUAAGUAUUUCCAAGCUGCCUGAAAUUGAUGGGCCAAUGACAUGUAUGAUUACCGAAACCUGUAGUGGUAUAGAGUGUUGUGCUGAGAUACCAUUCAUUGGGCUGACCAUUCACCCUUAUUUCCUGAUCAACACAUGUGAAUAUAGUAUAUCAUUUGGUAUCAACAAUAUGGGUGUGAAUCUGUCUUUGUUCGAAGGUGGAAUUGACAGUUACGAAUGGGGAAAACCUUGGGUGCUAAAUAUUGAAGAUAUUGUCAAGAUAACACUUAUAAUGAAGAAACCACCUAAUGAGAAGAAAUUUAUUGUGGAUUUAACUGCCAGUGUAUGUUUUGAUGACACCGCACCAGACCAAUGCUUAACCUUUCCAAUGAUGAGUGGAAGUGAAAUUCCUCAACCAUUCUGUGACAUGACAGCUACAAUGAGUUUGUCCAAUUUCUCAGCCAUUAACUGGGGAGCUCAGUUAGGAAUAAACCUGACAGACUUCGCUGGAAUAUUGGCUAAGAAUGUUGCCCAGCUAUUGCUACAACAGCUUGGCCUGGAUGAGAUGAUGGAUGAUCCAGGAUGCUCCCGUAAUGCUGAUCAAUAUCAACCUGCAGUAUAUGGAUGGAAAAACACCUGUCCCUUGGACAUAAUAAGUCCUCCUAACAUAACGGUACCUAUGAACUGUUAUAUACCAGACUAUUGUACUGGACUAGAUUGUUGUUUCUAUUACGACUACCUGGAUAUCUCGUUACAUGCUUACCUGUAUAUUGAUACCUGUAGUUACAUCAUUCGAGGUGGAAUCGAGAAACUUACCUUUGAAUAUAAAAUCUUAGAUUUUGGUGAUUUAUGGGGCAAAGAAAUUGUUGUUCCACUGCAGAAUGUGAUCAAAAUAAGAUUUACGGUUGACCAGUUAUUGUUCGAGAAGAAGUUAAUUGUGGAUAUGUCCAUGUCUAUUUGUUUGGAUGUGAACACAGAGUGUCAAUUCAACUUUGACAUCUUGGUACAACAGAAAUUUCCACAACCGCUUUGUGAUCUGGACAUGAGUGGAUGGACAGGCGAUACGAACUCUCUGGUUGACUGGGUCAAGGACAAAGGUUUAGAAGCAGGGCAGUCUUUAUCCACAGCUCUCGCCAACAAAUUAUUUGAUGAUUUUGGACUGACCCAGUUCUUGUACAACCCUUCUUGUGACAGAUUUGAAGGAAUUUAUUCUGGAGCAGUGGAUGGCUGGAAGGCUGAUGCUUGCCCAAAAUCUGCCGAUAUGACUUUACCAAAGAUCAGAGGAACAGUCAGUUGUUAUGUACCAGAUUAUUGUACGGGUAUUGAUUGUUGUGUGGAUGUAGGAAAGAUCGGCAAAUCGUUCCGUAUUUACGCCUUGUUAGAUGCUUGUAACUGGAAGCUGAGUAUCGGUAUAGAGAAACGAGCCUUUAAUUUCACCAUUAUAGAUUACGAAUGGGGAGAGAAAAAGACAAUGUCAAUAUUACAAGUCCUCAAAAUGGAGUACACAAUUCAUGACUUGCAGGCUGAGAAGAAAUACAUGUUAAACAUGAACUUAAGUGUAUGUUUUGAGGAGAGUGGACCAUGUUUGGUUUCUGUACCAGUAUUUGAAAACACCAAACUCCCUAAACUGGGUUGUGAUUGGACACAAACAAGCCUUGAUUUCUCAUUAAGUGACUUUAAAGCUCAGAAUGGUAUUGUUGGAGCUGUUAAGGGCCUAGUUCGUGACAAAAUGCUAGAAGCUCUGGGAUUAACACCAUAUUUGAAGAAUCCAUCUUGUAGCAGGACAGUCGCUCCAUUUGCUGGAUCUGUAAACGGAUGGACCAACAAGUGCAAUGUGACCUUGCCAAUACAGUUACAAGCAAUAAGUUCCAGUAUACCACUGACUUGUAGCAUCAUGGACACAUGUACUGGGGUUACAUGCUGUUUAGAUAUAACUGACUUUGAUCUUGCUGUUAAUUUUUAUAUCAGUUUGGAUGCUUGUAAUUAUGAGUUUUCAGUUGGAAUAGAAAAUUUACCAUACAACAAGAAAUUGUUGAAUUAUGAUUUUGGAACAGAGGAAAUUAUAAGUCUGUCUGAUGUUGUUCGAUUGACGUUUAAGAUUGAUGAUCUGAAGACAGAAAAGAUGUUUUUAUUAAAUGCUGGAGUCUCAUUAUGUGUGGAUAAUAAACAGUCAUGUCUUUAUACAGUGGAGCUUAUGAAAGAUAUACUGCUGCCAAAACCUUUAUGUAAUCUAGAGACUAAAAUCUCUUUAGCCAACAUAUCAGCAACUGACUUCUUAAAAAAUCAAGUAGACCAAGCUCUUGAUGCUAUGCCAGAAUAUGUCUCAGAUCUAUUCAUAGAAGCAACUGGAGUUAAACAAUACAUGGAAGAUCCAUCCUGUAGCAGGAGCAGUGCCCCUUACUCUCCGUCAACAGACGGAUGGAAUAAAGAAUGUCCUUUAGACAUUACAUUACCAAAGAUACCUAACAAUGUUCCUGUAACAUGCCACAUACCAGAUUACUGCACAGGUGUAGAAUGUUGUGUCGAAAUUGAGUUUAUAAAGAAGUCCUUCCACUUCUACAUACUGUUAGAUGGAUGUCAGUACCGAAUCAAGGCUGGAAUAGAUCAUUUUGGGGUUGAUGAAGCCUUCUUUUCAUUUGAUAGUGGUAUGGUGAAAAACCUUAAGUUGGGCAACAUCAUGUUUUUAGAUUUUAUGGUAAUUGAUCUACAUGCUGAAAAGAAGUUCAUUGUUAGUAUGAAUGCCAGUGUCUGUUUAGAAGAAGGAAAAGCUUGUGAUAUAACCCUAGAAAUUGUUAAGGAUCUGUAUCUUCCGAAAAUUGCUUGUGACUGGAGCAUCAGUUUUAAUAAUUUCUCAGCCUCAGAUUUCUUGACUGAGCAAGGGCUUUCUCUCCAGAGCCAAUUGACAGACAUUGUAGUUAAGCAGAUUUUAGAGAAACUUGGUAUAGCUGAAUACCUACAAGAUCCACAGUGUGACAUAAGCAGUCAAAUGUACCAAUCACAGCCAACAGAUUCUGUUGGUUGGAGAGAUGAAUGUCCUGGAGGACUAGGUAACUUAACAGCACUGACUCCAUUAUCUCUAGCCACACCUAAGGGAUAUGUCGCAUCACGCUGUACUUACAUUGACUUCUGUUUAUAUAUACCACUACUGAGGACAUCAUUGCAUGCUUACUUUGACCUCAAUAUGUGUGAAAGGUCAUUCAAGAUUGGAAUAGAAAAACUGGUCAUUGAUUUGGACUUCCUCACUUAUGCCUGGGGACAGAAAGAUACCAAAGAUUUGUUAGAUGCCUAUAUAUUUGAUUUUCUGGUGGACUACAAUGAAGUAGAUGAAUAUUUCCGUAUAGACCUGAACAUGAGUAUGUACUUGGACAGAAGUCAACAGUAUGUGACCUUUGAACUCUUCAACAGACAAGUUCUACCAAUUCCUGUCUGCGACUAUGAUACAAGUUAUGGAGUACCAGGAUUCAACUUAAACAGUUGGUAUACAUAUCAUAACCUACCACAAGGAUCACUACUGAACCCUGCCAUGGCAUCAAAACUUCUAGAAUUCCUAACAAUUGGAGAAAUGAUGUCUCCUACACAAUGUCAACCUUCAGGAAUGAAGUACAGUCCAUCUGUUGCUGGAUGGAAAAAUGUGUGUCCCCUUGAUGUUCCCAUGGUAGCACUACAUUCAUCCUCAGUAGGAUCCAUUGCUGAAGUGUGUACAGCUGUAGAUUUCUGUUCUGAUGUUGAUUUCCUGGGACGUCCAUUCCACACAUACAUUGACCUAGAUCCAUGUACAAACAUCGGCAAAAUUGGCAUUGAAAGAUUUAGUCUAAAGUUAGAUUUGACUGAUGCCACCAUUUUUGGUGUGGAGAAAAAGUUUAAUUUGAAAGGAGUGGUAAAGUUGACAUACAAAAUAGAGAAAUUCCCAGUAGAACGUCAGUACCGAGUCAACCUUAAAGUCCAGAUAUGUUUCAACAGUACCUCAGUAUGUGAGAUAGAAAUGGAUGCCUUUUCUGAUGCUAUGAUACCAUGGAGACAAUGUGCUUGGGAUCUGCCAUAUUCAACAUCAGGAUUUUCAUUGGCUAGUCACUUGACCAGUAUUGGUAAAACUUCAGGACAGACAUUCACUUCACAGGAAAAGACUGAUCUGUUUAACUUACUUGGAAUCAACUCCUAUAUUUUGGGAACACCUUGUGCAUUGGCUGAUUAUUCACCAAUCGGUGCAGAGAGAUGGCAAAAAGAUUGUGCAGUAGAUGUCACUUUGCCAACACUUCCAGCCAAUGCAGCAUGUAACAUCCAUGAUAAGUGUACUGCUGUAGAUUGUUGUAUGUACACUGACUUCCUGCAACAAGGUUUCCAUUCCUUUGUUGAACUGGAUCCAUGUAACCACAAACUACAGUUUGGUAUAGAGAGGGUAUACGAAACAGUAGAUCUCAAUGGAUAUGCAUUUGGAGUUGAAGAGACAAAGACGUUGAUGAAUGUUGUCAGACUUACAUAUACAAUCACAAACCUGCAGUCUGCAGGAAAAUACCAACUGGAUAUGACCAUGAAGAUUUGCUUUGAAACAUCAGGGUCUUGUGACUUUGAAAUGACUGUGUUCAGUGGUACACAGCUUCCUAAACAGUAUUGCUUCACUGGUUCAACUUUCUUUGAUUCCGCAUUUUCAUUAAACAACUUUUUACUGGCUGAGAAUCAAGCUAAAGUUGAUCCACUGCCGUCAGCGACAACAACCAAACUGUUACAAGAUACUGGAAUCAGUGACUACCUUCAAGUAACUGCAUGUGAUCACUCUGUGUCACCUUUCACUACAGCUAAUGGCAGACUGAAUGAUGAGUGUGGUAAACUUGAAAAAUCCAUUACUCUACCAGCAGACGUAUCAUUAAACAUCCAAUCAGACUGUACAUCAGUUACUAUGUGUUCUGACAUUGGGUAUAUUGAUAAGAAAAUCCAGUCUACAGUGAAACUGGAUCCCUGUACAUAUGAAAUAACUCUUGGCAUUGAGACAAUGGAAGCUACUGUAUCCUUGUUACAUUUCCAGUGGGGGAAACCACAAUCUUUUGCCUUACAAGGAGGACUUAGAAUGGACUAUGUGAUCCAUGAUUUAACUAGUGAAGGAAUGUACCUGGUAUCUGUUGACAUGGGUUUGUGUAUGGAGACUUCAGACAGAUACAGUUGUGAUGUUAAACAUACAGUGUUAGAUAAUGUCAAACUGGCAAAGAAGUCCUGUAACUGGAACAGUGGAUUUGCAUUCUCUGGCAAUCCAAGUUUUGACUUGUCAACCUGGCUAUCAACUAACAGUUAUACAGACUCAAAUCCUUUGUCAGAACUUGUCGUCAUUGAACUUGAAAGAUUCUUACAGUUUGAAGAUUAUCUACAGCCUAGCCACUGUGUGGCAUCUUCUGCACCUUAUACACCUGUCAACUCUGAAGGUUGGGCUGUUAGUUCAGGAUGUCAGAAUGCACCAACACUCACUACACUGCCUGGUUCUGGAAUUAAAUGUAACCUUGGUGACAGUUGUACUCAAAUUGACUGCUGUGUAGACAUUGCCAAGUUAGAUACGACCUUCAGAGUUUAUGCUGACCUUGAUGUCUGUAGUAAGGAGUUUACAGUUGGUGUAGAGAAUUUCAACAGAACUAUAUCCCUGUAUAGUUUCCAGUAUGCACAAGAGGAUACUUUCUCCUUUGGAGGACUUGUUAAUAUUAAAUACAAAGUAGUGAACUACCAGAGUGAGAGAGUGUUUGUAGUUAACAUGGACAUUGAAGUAUGUUAUUCUGCUGCUGGGCCAUGUGCAGUACAACACACAGUAUUGACUGAUGUAAAGUUACCCAAAUCUUCAUGUAACUUCAGCAAGCCAUAUGCCAUUCCUGAUUUCUCAUUGGUGUCUUACAUGAGCGAGUUGGAUGUUAACACAAAUGUUAAUCAGUUGCCAAGUUGGGCUGUUGACUUACUGAUGGAAGAAUUAGGAAUAGCAGGUUUUCAACAAGAUCCUCAGUGUGAAUUGUCAAGCUAUUCUGGAGCUCUAUCCAAUGGAUGGGAUUCAACAGCUUGUGGAGAACUUAUAACACUACCACAUUUACCAGCCUACACACGGUGUAGGUUACCAAGUUACUGUACUGGUGCCCAGUGCUGUUCCAACAUUGGUUAUCUUGGGAGAAAGUUGGAAGCCUUUGUACUAGUGGAUCCAUGUAGUUACUCUGUCAGUAUUGGACUGGAGAAAAGAAAUAUCAAUGUAACAUUAUUGGAAUUUACACAAGGAAGUUGGCAGACAGUCACUUUAGGCAAUCUACUCAGACUACAAUACAAAGCAGAGGAGUUGACAGCUGAGAAAGUUUAUUUGUUGUACAUGACAAUCAGUAUAUGUUUUGAAACAGUUGGAGAUUGCCGUUAUUCUUACACUGUAUUUGAUGGUGUAAAGAUUCCCAAACAACCAUGUGACUGGACUGGAGGGUAUGCUAUACCAGGGUUCAAUUUGAAUUCCUACCUGACUGGAUUAGGAUAUUCCACAAGUACACCCCUGAACUCAUUAGUGUCCUCUCAACUCUUGGAAUACCUCGGAGUAGCCAGUUUGCUGAAUACACCAACACAGCAGUGUCAGAUGUCAGAUCCUCUCUAUACAUCUCCAACUAAUGGCUGGACAAAAGACGCAGGUUGCACAUCAGCAGUAGAUCUACCAACUCUAGGAAGUAAUAGUGUUUGUCACUUAUAUGAUACCUGUACUGGUAUAUCAUGUUGUUUACAUUCUACAACUGUUGAUAGAAACUUCAAUGUCUUCCUAAAACUGGAUCCCUGUACACAGAAACUGGACAUUGGUAUAGAAAAGUACCAGUUUGACUUUUCACUCUACACCUUCACAUUUGAGACUACACAGUAUUUCCAUAUUGACAGAGUAAUUGAAAUUGAGUACAAAAUAACAGAUUUGGUUGGUGAAAUGGUCUAUCUUGUGGAUAUGAAAGUCAAGAUUUGCUUCAAUGACCCUACACCAUGUGACUUGCAAGAUACAAUAGUACUGAAUACCAAAUUACCAAAGAUGGUGUGUCCAUGGUUUAGAGGAUAUCCAAAUCCAAGUUGGUCCCUUAAUCAGUGGUAUUUGGACAAUUCUUUGACACCAGGGUCUAACUUGGACUCAUCUGCAGUUUCUUCCCUGAUGGAGGCAUCAGAGAUUGGAGAAUAUUUACUCAGUCCUAUGGUAUCAAGAGAUGAUCCCUUUGGAACUUAUGCUGCGGCCUAUCUUGGUUGGAGUUCAGAGUGUACUGAGGCGCCUGUAACUCUCCUUCAAAUGGACCAGACUGUAAUAUCCUGUAAUCUAGAGAGCACCUGUCGUGGAUUGAGUUGUGCAUUAGACGUACCAUUCAUCAGUAAAACAUUUGAAUUCUAUAUGAGACUAGAGCAGUGCGACUAUAUGUUGAAAGUUGGAAUUGAACGUCAGCAAUAUGAAAGAACACUUAAAGGAUAUGAAUGGGGAGAAUGGACACAUGUUGACCUAAAUGGAAUUUUGAAAAUGAGUUUUGUUCUCCAUGACUUGUAUGCUGAGCCUGCAUUCCUGAUUUCUAUGAAGCUGAGUUUGUGUUGGGAAGCUAACCAGCCAUGUGGAACUGUUUACAAUAUCUUUGAUAAAGUCAGACUACCAAAGAAAGUGUGCGACUGGGACAAGAAGUUCCUUCAAAAUGACUUUUCACUGAAUCAAUAUAAAACAGACAAUGGUAUUUCUACCCUGGAUGAACAUCACGUGUCAGAUAUUCUACGCUUAACUGGUAUUUCACAGUACAUGAAGAGGAACCCAUGUAGUAGGACUGCAGCUCCUUACACUGGGGCUGAUGGAAACAACUGGAAAAAUGAUUGUGCUGAUCCUGUUGGUUCUUUAUUGCCUUUGGGUAGUGAUACCACAUGUCACAUUGACUCAUCAUGUACAGCUGUCGAUUGUUGUUUGGAUUCUACAAGCCUCGGACUGACCUUCAACGGAUAUGUUAGACUGGAUCCUUGUAACUACAAAAUAUAUAUCGGACUGGAGGGUAUUGACUUAGACUAUACACUCAUUGACUUCAGUUUUGGUACAGUGCAACAUUAUGCCAUGAAUGAAGUUUUUAAUCUAGAUUUUGUGGUAGAUGAUCUAACAGCAGAUAAAGUAUAUGUUGUUACAAUGAAUAUAUCAGUUUGUCUAGAAUCAGGAGGGGCGUGUGAAGUGUUUACUAAUGUAUUCCAGGAUCAUAGGUUACCCAAAGCAGAAUGUGACUAUGAUUCACAGUUUGUCAUUCCUGGAUUCAGUCUGAAUGAAUACUUGGAUGACAAGAGUGUAUCUACUAACACUAUACCCCUGGAUGUCCAUACUAUUGCCCAAUUGCUGCACGAUACAGCUCUCGCACCAUACAUGAUGGACGAUGUUUGUGACCAAACUGUAAUACCAUAUUAUCCCAAUGAUAAAGGAUGGAACAGAGCUUGUGAAGAAUAUGUAGAAUUACCCGUGCUGCAAUCUGGAACUAUCUGUCAUCUGUACAGUUCUUGUACUGGUGUCACUUGUUGUAGCAGUUUCCCAAGGAUUAAUAGGAAUGUUAACACACAGUUAAGACUGGAUCCCUGUAACCGUAAGAUGAUCAUUGGCAUUGAAAAGCUUGAGAUUACCAUCAGUUUGUUUGGAUAUGUAUAUGGGGAAGUGAAAAAAGUAAAACUACAUGGAGUGAUUGGUCUUGAGUUCAAAAUUUCAAAUCUUGAAGCAGAAAGGAAGUUUAUGGUGGACCUAGAGAUGAGUAUAUGUAUGGAGACAAAUGGAACAUGUGAAAUAACAGUCCCUGUCUUGAUAAGUACAGCCCUACCAAAGGCACCAUGUGAAUGGAAGAAUGAUUAUGUUCAAGCAGAUUUUUCAUUCCUUGGUUUCCUGAAUGAGAAAGGUAUAGGUGUGAAUGAUAAUCUGGAUACCAAUCAACUGUCUGCCUUGAUAGAGAGGUUAGCCAUUGGAGAUUUCUUGAAGGACACACAAUGUAGUAGUUCUGCGUCUCCCUACAGCGGACACUCAAAUGGAUGGACUAAUUCAUGUGGACAGUCUAUGGCAACUCUCCCCACUAUAUCAGGUGCUGUAUGUAAUGUUGGUAGUGAUUGUACAACUGUAUACUGUUGUUUGCCAGACACCAGAAUCAGCAAAAGUUUUGAGACCUUUGUUAAGUUUGAACCAUGUCUUUUCACACUGUCUGUUGGAAUAGACAAAUUAACAUUCAGCACACUCUUGUUUGAUUAUGAAUGGGGUCAGCUGACUGAAGUUUGGUUGUUUGGAUACGUCAGAAUGGAGUUUACAGUGAGGGACUUGGAGAUUGAGGGUGAUUAUUUGAUUGACAUGAAACUUCAGAUUUGUCGUGAGUCAGAUACAGACACAACACCAUGUGGAGUUGAUAUUGUGAUCUUUGACAAAUACAGACUUCCAAAAUUGUCAUGUGACUGGAAUUCAGGACUAGAUACAGGAUUCCAAGGAUUGACAACAUGGCUGACAGACAACAGUGUAACUAAGACAGAACCACUGCGGGGACCAGAAACAUCCAAGUUAAUGUCUGACGCUGGCAUAGCAGCUUAUCUGUAUGAGCCUCCAUGUGAUCAACAGGGUGGUACUUACUCUGGAAAUGUGGGAGGUGUCAAGAAUGAUUGUGGAAUGCCUGUGUCUGUUCCUGUAUUACCAACAGGAGUUGUCUGUACUGUUUCGGCUGAUACAUGUACUGGUUUGGACUGCUGUAUCACCAUUCCACUAACAAACAAGACGAUGAACUUCCGUAUUAACAUAAACCAUUGUUACCAGGACAUUACUGUAGGAUUGGAAUCAAUGUACAGACAAUACAAAUUACUGGAUUACACAUUUGGAACUUUGGAAAAUUUCAACCUCAUAGGAGUUGGAAAAAUGGAAUACAAAAUAGAAGAUUUCAUUGGUGAGGGAGCUUACUUGAUGGAUAUAAGCUUUUCCUUCUGUUUAGAGACAGGAAGUUGUGAAUUUACAGAGACUAUCAUCCAGGGUGUCAAGUUCCCUAAAAAGAAAUGUACAUGGGAUGAUACAUAUAGAGUGAAAGACUUUUCACUGGAUCAGUGGAGUAGGGAGAGAUCUAUUGACACAACACAAGUGUAUGCAGCUUAUUACAUCUCAGAACUUCUACAGAACUUGGACUUAACCAGAUACUUUCAAUCAGCACAAUGUAGCCGAUCAUCGUCUCCAUAUGAUUCACCAACCAAUGGAUGGAAAAAAGAAUGCUCUGACACAGAAGUUGUAGCUAUCUCUACCAAUCCACUGACUUGUCGGCUGAAGUCAGACUGUGCUGCUAUCAGCUGUUGUUUGGAUGAAGAUUUUAUCAGCAAGACAUUUGAAGUGGUCUUUGAGAUAGAUGACUGUGAGAGAAAGAUAUACAUUGGAAUAGAAAAACUGAAGUUCUAUAUUCCUCUACAUGACUUUGAAUUUGAUAAAUGGCAUGAAUUCAGUUUAGUAAAGACAAUCCGUAUAAGGUACAAUAUAUAUGACCUAUGGAGUGAAGGAGUAUACAUGGUAUCUUUGGAGAUAUCUUCCUGCUGGGAGAUGUAUAGUAGUUGUGCAUGGACCCAAUCUGUACUGGACUAUGCCAGAUUUAAGAAGCAGACAUGUGCCUCACAGAUGGCAUACCAGAAUGCAGGCUUCUCUCUCACAACUUGGGCUACUAGUAACAGCAUUGACAAGGAUGCCAUGAAUGAAACAGAUCUCACACGACUCUAUGAUGAACUGGACGUUGCUUGGUAUCUGAAGAACACAUGUGACUAUGAAAUGUCACCCUUUAUAGCUAAUGGAUGGAAUAAUACUUGUAGUUCAACCAUUAACAACUUACCCAUGUUAUCCAGUGGUACUUCAUGUUAUAUAUCUGAUGUAUGUACAAAUGUACGAUGCUGUGUUUCCGUACCAUUAUUGGGUAACCAUACAUUUGAUUUCUCACUUAAUUUGGAUGGAUGUACACAGUACAUGGAGAUUAGUUUGGAGAAUUACAAGGAACAAUUCAUGUUGAGGGACUAUACCUUUGGACAAGAAGAUUAUUUGUGGAUUAAAGGAGUAUUCAGACUCAAGUACACAAUAGAUGAUUUGCAGGACCAGAAUCUGUACAGGGUAUCUGUUAUGUUUGAGGUGUGUACCACCAAUGGUGCACCAUGUGAGUACAGCCUCACAGUAAUGGACAGUGUUGAACUACCAAGGUCAUCAUGUCUUCCAGAGUGGGGUUAUGGAUAUGCUGAAGUUGGUUUUACAAAAGAACAAUGGAAGACAAGUCGAGGUCUUGAAGAUGAUGCUACACUGAACUCCUGGCAGAUUGCCAAGUUAUUGGAAGAAACAGAAGUUGCUCUUUACCAGAACAAACCUCGCUGUAAUCAUACAAUUGGUGACUACCAAGGAUCUGUAGAUGGCUGGGUUAACAACUGUACACUAGGAGUAUCCCCUGGUGUCUUGGAUGGAGAUAUUGUUUGUUUGAUUGGUAGUAAAUGUUCUGAGGUGUCCUGUUGUGUCAAUGACCCUGAGACCAUGAGUGACUUCAAUGCCUACCUAAGUCUGGAUCCAUGUGAAUUCACCUUACUGAUUGGAGUAGAGAAAUACAGCUUCGAAGUCUCUCUAAUUGGCUUUGACUUUGAGAGGAGUUAUGAGAUAGACCUUGGUGGUAUAUACAAAGUCAGCUUCUCUGUGGAUGAUCUGAUAUACAGUGGAAUGUAUGUGGUCAACAUGACAGUCAGUAUCUGUUGGAGUAGUGGACAAGAUUGUCAGUUUGUGUCACAAGUUUUCCAGAAUACACUGCUACCUAAACAUACAUGUGAUACACAGACAGAUUUUGCUCAGUCAGGAUUUAGUUAUACCAGCUGGCUUACCACUACAGGAUAUACAGAUGCCACACCCCUCACAGGUGAUGCCCUAGACGACCUUGAAGAAGUCCUUGACAUUGUCAAGUUCUAUGAACCUACUGGUUAUACUGUAGUUAAUGCCAGUAGUAAUGGCUGGAAUAAUGAAUGUGCAUUGGGCAUGGUAGAGCUACCAGACAUUUCUCCUGCAGCAAAUUGUACUCUUCAGCCACAUUGUACUGCUAUAGACUGUAGUAUUUUCUCACCAAGACUUGGCAGGAGUUUCCAUGCUGCUGUAGAUAUCGAUCCUUGUCAUGCACGUAUGAUGGUGCAGAUAGAAAAAAUGAACUUCAAUGUGGGACUUCUGGAAAAACAAUAUGGUGAUUUGUGGCAGGUUUGGCUUAGAGGAGUUGUAAGAAUAGACUUCACCAUCAAUAACUUACCAAGUGAAAACAUGUACUUAGUAAACUUGAACUUGAGUGUAUGUUUCGAGUCAUCAGGAGCAUGUGAAGUUGGACCUGUGAACAUUUUCGUCAACACUUUACUGCACAAGAAAAGUUGUGACUUCUCCAGUGACUUUGUAGUUACAGGGUUCUCCUUGGAAGCAAUGAGACAGACUUAUCAUUUAACUGGAGUGACCACACUACCUAGCUACUUUGUACAGCAGGUUUUGAAUACAGCCAGUGUGUCACAAUAUCUACUAGAGCAAUCAUGUAACAGAUUGACUUCACCAUUUGGUACGACAUAUGAUGGAUGGAUGAAAGGUUGUACCACUCAGUCCUUGACACUGGAAUAUAUCAAACCAACAGAGACAACCUGUUAUACGUUACCAGAUUGUACAGGGUUCCAGUGUUGUGUAGAUGCCUCUGUCAUUGGAAGGUCCUUCUUGUACAAAAUAUCUGUUGAUGCUUGUAAAUACAAAUUGACUGUCGCCAUUGAAGGUCUUGAAUAUGAACAGAAUCUCUUGACUUACAAGUUUGGUACUCAAGACAAGUUCUACAUAAACGGUGUUUUCAAGAUGGACUACCAGAUAGAGGAAUUACCGAUAGAUGGUUCAUACUUGUUGACAGUAACACUGAGUGUUUGUUUAGAGGCUAAUGCUGAUUGUGCUGUACAGAGAGUAGUAGCCAGUAGUCUCAAGAUAGACAAACCUACAUGUACAUCUACUGGACAGUUUGCCAUUCCAGGAUUUUCACUGACAGACUGGAAGGCUAGUAAAGGAUUAAGUUCAUCAAACUCACUACCAGAAUAUGCUGCAUCUCUCCUCAUGAGUGAUCUGAAGAUAGCCAAGUACAUGAAGGAACCACAGUGUACCAUUGCAGCACCAGGCUGGCAAUCAGGAGGUUGUCUGUUGAAUGUGGACAAGCCAAUGCUCCAUGACAAUGUAACCUGCCAAGUUACCAGUAGUUGUACUGGUGUUAAGUGUUGUUUGUACACAGAGGAACUGAACCGUAACAUAGAUGUGCACCUUCUUCUGAACCCAUGUGACCAAAGUUUAUCUCUAACCAUUGAUUAUCUGGAGUACAAUAGAAGUUUGUAUGACUUCAGCUUUGGAAGUUUACAGCAGUUUUACAUGGAAAAUGUUGUAAGAGUAGAUUAUGUGAUAUACGAUCUGACCAACGAAUUCCAAUACCUUGUUGACAUGAAUGUCAGUAUUUGCUAUGAGUCAUCAGCGCCAUGUGAAUUAGAAUCAAUGGUGUUCCAUAGUUCUGUUUUGCAUAAAAAGCCUUGUCAGUGGAAAACAGGCUUCAGAGAUCCAAAUUUCUCUGAGUCUGGAUGGAGAAAUGAGAUGAACAUUACAUCUGAUGCCCAGCUGUUCCCAGUAGACAUAGCAAGACUAACUGAGGCUCUAUAUGUUGGACCUUACCAGUCCGACACUCCGUGUCAGGGAUACAAUUCACCGUAUAUAGGAGCCAUCAAUGGAUGGAAAGAUGAAUGCUCAGUUUCUAACUUGGAGAACUUGCCAUCAGAUAAGAUGAAGUGUUACAUACCUCCAACCUGUAGCAUUGUCAAGUGUUGUCAUGAAGUUGGUCUACUUGGUACACCGAUGGAGACAGAGCUUGAAAUUGACUCGUGUAACUUUGAACUGUCUGUCAGGAUUGAAAAACUUGAGUUCAAAGUUCCUUUCCAUGACUAUCAAUGGGGAGUUGUAAAAAGUAUGGACCUGUUUGGUUUGUUGACAAUGGACUUUGUAAUAGAGAAUCUAUAUGAGGCCAGACAGUUCUUAAUUUCCAUGAAUCUGACAUUAUCCUAUGAAUCAGCUGGACCGGUUGAAGCAGCCAACAUACUUAUGGAUAAGGUCCUUCUAUCUAAGAAACAAUGUGAUUGGAGCUCAGAUUUCCAUAUUUCUGGUUUUUCACUGUACACAUAUUUGAUAAACAGAAACCACGGACCUACUGAUCCUUUGACACCAAACUUGUUACUACAGUUUAUGGAAGACACAAACCUGGCACCAUUCAUGCAGGAUGAAAUGUGUAACCGAACUGGUGCCCUGUAUAACAAUGAAUCAUGGACACAAGAUUGUGCUGCUAACCUAACAUUGCCUACUUUAUCAGACAAAGUCAAUGGCCAUAUAACUACUAUGUGUACAGGUGUUCAAGGUUGUAUAGAGAAUGAUUUGAUUCAGAGGUCAAUUGAAUUCUCCCUACUACUGGAUCCCUGUUCAAACAGGCUUAGUAUCAGCAUAGAGAGAGCUAGAUAUAAUAGAACACUCAGUGAUUUUGAAUAUGGAGAGGAUCAUUACUACAAUUUACAAGGAAUCGUCCGUCUCAAAUAUAAUAUAGAGGAUCUGCACACAGAACGUUAUUAUCUGUUGAAUGUGGUCGCCUAUUUUUGCUAUGAGACAUCAGGUAUUGCCUGUACACUGGAGAACACCUUUACAAUAUUUGAGAACACAAAGUUACCCAAAAGAGUGUGUAGCUACAAUCAAGGAUUCAAAACCUCAGGUUUCUCCAAGACCCAGUGGUAUGCUGACAAUGGAAUACCAGACGGACAAGUUCUGCCUGACUGGGCAGCAUCAUCUUUCCUGGAUGACCUUCACAUUGCUGCUUAUUUACAGACAGAUCAAUGUGGACAGACUGGUCUACAAUAUACAAAUGGAUGGAAUCUAGGUUGUACAAAAACUGUCAGUCUACCCAACAUCACAGAUUCCACAAAAUGUCACCUGACCUCAGCUUGCACUGCAGUAGAAUGUUGUACUGAAAUCGACUUCCUCUCAAGGUCAUUCAGGACGUACCUACAUAUUGACCCCUGUAAACAAAUACUGUAUCUUGGCAUUGAACGUUUCAAUAGAAAUAUUUCUUUGAUUGAUUACAUGGAGGGAACAAAGAAACAGUUUGCACUUGUUGGAUCAGUUAUGAUUGAUUACAUGAUAGAAGAUAUACCAGGAGAGAGUAUGUACUUGGUCAGUAUGAAUAUAUCCUACUGUUACGAGGAUGGACAGCCAUGUUAUAUGGUCACUACAGUGUUUGACAAUACCAGAUUACCUAAAGAUAUAUGUGAAUGGAAAACUGACUACCAUAUUCCAAGUUUCUCGUUUGAGACAUGGCAAGGAGAUCAAGGAUUGACUAUAGGUGACCCCCUGCCAAUGUGGGCAGAAUAUUUGUUGUAUGAACAAACUGGUCUAUCUCCUUAUUUACAAGAUAGUCAGUCGCAGUGUAGUAGAAGCAGUGCCAAGUUUAACUCAUCUAUUGCUGGUGGAUGGAUUGAUGAAUGUAGCCUGAAUACCACCAUACAGGAUCUAUCUAGCAGCUACAAUGAUAUAACAUGUCAUGUGACAUCAAGCUGUACGGAAAUCGAGUGUUGUGUUGACUCUACCAAGCUUCGUAGACCUUUCCAUGUGGUUGUCAAAUUAGAUCCAUGUGAUUUUGUCAUUAAUGUUGGAAUUGAGAACUUCCAGUACAAACUGGCCAUGGCAGACUAUACAUUUGGUGAACAGAGGAACUUCUCCUUGGGAGGAAUAGUCAAAACACAGUUUACUGUGUAUGAUAUAGAGUCAGAAAAUGCCUACCUAAUAGAUAUGAACAUUUCUGUGUGUACGGAGAGUGCCCAGGCAUGUGAGCAAGAUUUUGUGAUAGCAGAAAAUGUCCUAUUACCCAAAAAACAAUGCACAUGGGAUGCAGGAUUUGUUCAUCAGAACUUUUCUUUAACCCAGUUUAAGGCCGAUAAUAAAAUAUCUGGGAACUUGGAAAGCUAUGAUGCCUCUCGGUUUUUGGAUGAGGCCUUUGUAUCAUUUUAUCUAUUAGCCACACCAUGUGAUCGAAGUAGUGACUUGUAUUCUUCUAGCACCAAUGGAUGGACAACAGCUUGUUCUGUUGUUCCUGUGAGUACCUUGCCAGCGCUCGCCAAUACAGUAUCAUGUAACGUUGACAACACCUGUGAAAAGUUUACAUGCUGUUUUGAGGAAUCAGAAGUAGGUCGAAGUAUUGAGGCCAGUGUUCAGAUAGAUUCAUGUAAAGGAGAGCUGAUUGUCACACUUGAGAGAAUGACCAGAACUAUAUCAUUGGUUGGAUAUGUUUGGGGAACAGAGGAAGUUUACAAGUUAAAUGGAGUUUAUGGCCUUAGGUUUACUGUGAAUAAUCUUGUGACAAGUAAUAAAUACAUGGUAAACAUGGACCUGAUGGCAUGUUAUGAGGCUAAUGGUGCCUGUACUUUACAAGAAACCAUCCUAACUAACUUUGAACUAUUGAAACAAGUUUGUGAUAGGGCAGCAGGAUUUGUUAAUCAACAGUUUUCCUAUAGUUCCUGGCUGUCAUCAGUUGGUCUACCAGCCAAUACUUCACCCUUACCAGAAUGGGCCAGACUACAACUGAUCAAUGACCUUGAUGUGAAUAAUUACUUCAGCCUUGAUGACAAGUGUUACAAUGUGAUGACUCCUUUUAUGACAGCAACUGCAACAAAUGGUUUCAACAAUGAUUGUGGUUCAUCAAUUGCACACAAUACAUUUACACCAGCUGAUACCAUAGUAUGUAGUGUCCCAACAGACUGUAAUGGAGUACGAUGCUGUGUUGAUGUGCCACAGCUAGCCACAUCUCUGGAAUAUAAAUUGAUUGUGGACACAUGUGGCAACAGACUACGUCUUAAAGUAGAUAAACUGGAAACUGACAUAUCAUUGCAUGAUUAUGACUUUGGAUCUAGUGCCAAAUUCUCUAUAUAUGGCUUGGCUGAAAUAGAUUACCUUGUAAGCAAUCUGUUGCUAAGUAACCAGUAUGAAGUUACAAUGUCAAUAAAAUUCUGUCUAAAUGGUGAUACUUCAUUGGCGUGUGACCAGGAAUACACUAUCUUUAAUAAGACAAUCAUUGAUAAAGAAAGCUGUGAUUACAAUACAGGCUUCAAAGAUUCAGGAUUCUCUCUAUCCACAUGGUUAGCAGAUAAAAGUCUAGGAUUAACAAAUAUGUCAAUAGUGGAUGCUGAUGAUUUAUUACAGUUACUGCAGAUAAAUGAUUUUAUGGAGUAUUCCAACAUUUGUAACUUUACUGGAUCACCAUUUGUUGGUGCUGUAGAUGGAUGGAAUAAUGAAUGUAACAAUGUGUCAUCAGGGGAUUUGACUCUUCUACCUUCAUCGGAAUUACUUUGUCAUAUUGCUGCUGAUUGUAAUGCUGUUUCCUGUUGUGCCAAGUCUGAUGUUCUGAAACGAGAUUUUUAUGUUGCCGUGACCAUGAACACUUGUAGCUACACACUGAAUAUACAGUUGGAAAAUCUGAUAAUUGACAAGGAUUUACUCAAUUAUGCAUGGGGAACAACAGAGAACAUGAACCUCUAUGGAGUUUUGAGAGUCAUGUACCGUGUAAACCAUGUUGCAUCAAUGAAAUACUUCAAUGUUGAUUUAACUAUCAAAUUAUGUUUUGAAUCUGGAGCAGGGUCUUGUUUACAAGAAUAUACCAUAUUUACCAGUAAUAAACUUUACUAUCCUGAGUGUACACAGCCUAACUUACCUUUCUAUGGCAUAACAUUUGACUAUUGGAAGCCAACAGUUUGUUCCCAGUUUUCUACAGGAACAUAUGCUCAAGGCUGUCCUGGUGUUACCUUUACAACCUAUGCUCAGACCAGAUGUCAGAUGGCUGCUGACUGUUUUAGUGUUACAUGUUGCUUAGAUUUGGACUUUGUACCUGGUACUCGUAACACCCAGCUGACAUUUGCUUUGGAUUCAUGUGCUGAUCAAAUUGACUACACUCUAGAGAGGCACACAUGGACAAGAACAGGACUGGCUUCAAUUAAUGGAAUUGAACAGGUUGAAUCGUUGUCUAGCUCAUUCAUGUUAAACUUUACUCUGGACACAACAACUUCAGCUACAGCUUACAAGACCACUAUAGGUUUGACCGCAUGCUACAUUUCUCCUGGAACAUGUGAAGAUUAUCAGUUACUGACAGCAUCUGACCUUAAAAAGGGAACAUGCACAGGCCGUAGGAGACGAAGACGUGCAGCAGCACUGGUUGACGUUAAAGACAUGAAAGGAGGCCUACAAAUAUUGACAGAUAGAAAUGCAACUGAAGCAGAGAAGAACUUUUUCAUUGCUGCGUGUAUGGACUACAGUAAAAAUAGUAAAGAUUAUUCUGUAACAAAUAUUGACGAUGGUGAUGAAAAAACUGGUGGGAAGUCUGCUCUUAAAGCUCUUGGUAGUGGUAUGCCCACCACUGUUGGUGUGAGUGGAGAAACAUUCAGUGGAACCUUUACAGUACAGGGAGGUGAAGAAAUUUUUAAGGAACUAGAUUUUGCUGUUAGUGGUAUAAAGGAUGCUUAUGCUAUUGGACAAGGAUUGUCAGAAGUUGGAGCCAAACUUUUAGGAGAGAAGUUAGCUAAUAUGACAGUUGGUGACAUUGAAACUUUAAUGGACUUCAAGAAUGUUGAUCCAAUAUUGGUGGCUCAGCUUAUGAAAGAUCUGAGAGACUUAGCAAAAGCACUGUAUUCCGAGUUCCUUACCAAGCUACUGACCAAUGGAGAUGAGGUGUUCAAAUCUUUUGACUUUACACUGGGGGGAGACUUUAGUUUCCCUAAACAGGAUAUAACACUGUUUAGCUAUAGUAUUAACAUGUUGGUUGGAGGAAUUAUACCAAUGCAGUUCUCAUUUGGUGCUGGAGCAUACUACGGAAUGAAGUUUGAAAUUGCAGCCAAGGUGUUAGAAAUGAAAGCUAUAUGUGGUGUAGAACCUUAUGCUGGAGUGACAGUCUAUGGUGAACUUGGUAUUGGAUUUUUAUUGUAUGGAAAACUCCGUUUAGAGGGAAGAAUUAUGGACUUGCGUUUCCCAACAACAGCUGAGAUUACAUUCAAUAAGUUUCCUCUAGAUGUUGGUCUGGUUAUGUACUUGAAACUGACCCCAAUUGAACUGAAACUGUUUGCCCUGGUGACCCUAGAGGUCAAUCUUGGUUUAACUAAGUUUAAGAAAACUUUGUUUAAAGCUGAAUUAUGGUCAUACAAGGCUCCAACAAUUACCAAGAAACUGAUCGACAACAGGAAAGAUGAAGAAGACAAAACUCCUCCAGAUAUAUCACCAUUUACCGAUGAUGAGAUUCCAGGAAGAAAGAGAAGGGCAACAGCAAGUUGUGAAGUAGACCAGAUAGCAGGUAGAGACUAUGUAGAGCCAAUGUUUGAAAUCGCUGUUCGUGCUGAGGAUGACAGAAGUGAUGUGGCUUACUUCCUUGAUGUCGGAAUAGUACCAGGAGGAAAAGAUGUAAUGAACCAGCAUACUCUUGGUGGACCAAAGACAUCAGUUGAUGAGAGACUUAGUGCUACUGGGGUCCCUCUGUAUUUUACAAUGUAUGCACAAAAUGAUGCUGGUGAGCGCUCCAUGGCAACAUGUUCUUUAAACACAUAUGAUGUAACUCUUCCUGGUGGUCGAUUCACAGAAGACUUUUUAUCAACCAGUAAUCCAGCAGUGAUGAAGGCAUCUGUUGUUGUAUAUGAAGACUCUGAUAUAGUGUUGACACAAGUUGGAUUGGGAUAUGGAAAAGAUGUGUGGGGGGAUCAAGUAAUUCCAUGGAACACUGUCAAUGUAAAUGCUGAUGCCUUUGUACCACCAGAUCUAAGUAAUGAUCCACAUAACCAUAUAGUUAUGGAAAUGUUCACAGACUUCAGAAUAGGUCGACUGAUUGCACCAUUUGGAGGGGAGGUCUCCAGGGAAGCUACACAUGGGGAUUGUGCGAAACGAUGCGCAGAUUUGCCAAAAACCAAAUGUAUGAGCUUCAAUUAUGACUUUUUGAAUGCUACAUGUGAGCUGCUUGAAGGAAUAGAAGGUCAUCACUACAAGCUCGCACAGUCCGGAUUGUUCCAGCACUAUGAAAGACUUGGUAUUGGACAGAUCUUGAGUUUUGAUUAUGAUACUUUAUGGCUGACCCACAAUAAGACACAUUACUUCAACUUCCGUAUCAUAAACACUUUAGGAUUUGAGAGUAUUAUUUCUACCCCUGCUGUAAUGGUGGACAUUACUCCUCCAACAACAGGUCCUAUAUACAACAGCACCAUUGAUUACUUGGAACUGGUAGAUUGCAGUACAAAAAUAGUACCAACCGAUAGACCAGACUUCCAAAUUUGGUGUAGAGGUGAAAAUUCAGCAGUUAAAAAUCAUAGAGUGAUACAAGAUGGACCAGAAUCAUUGGCUGUUUUCAAUGGACCAAUAUUUAUGAAUGACAUGAUGUAUACGAGAGCGAAUAAUUAUAUCUCAGCAAACUGGGAUGGAUUUGAAGACAGGGAAAGUGGUCUUCUCUUUAUCACUAUAACUGUUGGAACUGAAAUCUGUGAAGAAACAAUCCACGAACAUCAUGAUCCACAUGCUCAUUUGUUUGACAUAUCUCAGUGGACACAUAGUGCUAUGAUAAGUCCUAUACCAGAACCUUAUACACAGCUCCCAGAUGACCAGUAUUUCAUUACAGUCAGAUCUAUGAAUGCAGUGAAAUAUGGAGGUCCCUUAGCAACAACUGUGUGCCACACAACCCCUUACAUCGUUGACAAUUCACCUCCAAUUAUAUAUGAGCUAUAUAAUAUUGGGUAUGAUGAAUUCCAGUAUAACCUGACCUUCAGACACAAUUCAUCUGAUCCAGAAUCUGGUAUAUUAUAUAAUGAUUGCUGUCUUGGACUAACCCAAAGAGACUGUUAUGAACUUUCGUGGACACGUCUGGAUUACAGUGAUUUUGUUUCGCUUACUGUGUCCAUUACAGCUGGUAUACCAAUAUGGGUCAAAAACAAAGCUAUUAAUAAUGUGGAUCUGAGAACAAUUAGAGCAGCAGACCAACCAAUCAUUGUUGACCCAACCCCUCCAAUUGCAGGCAAAGUUUAUGAUGGACAGACAUAUGGAGUUGAUCUUGCAUUCACAAAAGAUCCUGAUGUGAUAUGUGCCAACUGGCAAGGCUUCUUUGAUCCUGAAUCUGGAAUUUCAUUCUACAUGGUUAGUGUAGGAUCUGAACCAUUAGAAAAUGUAACAGACAUUUCUAACUUGACACAGGUCAACAAGAAGUCACAUGAGGCCUGCGUUCUUCUACAACCAGGGUUUUAUCUUGAACAUGGCAAGACUUACUAUACAUCAGUCUGGGCUUAUAAUGGAGCAGCAAGACAACUAAAUAUUUCAUCUAUUUCAAAUGGAGUUCUGGUUGAUUUAUCUGCUCCGGUGCCUGGGGAAGUUGUUGAUGGAUUGAUGGAUAAUUUUGGUGACUUAGACUUCACAUCAAGUCAGGCUAAAGUGGAAGCCCAGUGGAAGGAUUACUAUGACCCAGAGUCAACUAUCAAACAGUAUGAUGUACAAGUGUCCAGUGCUCAAAACAUGUCUAACGACUUCACAGUGAUUAGAGAAUGGGUGACAUUCAGUAACGAUUCCACCAGUGCUAGGUGGCUUAAUUUCCACUUGGCACACAGAGAUAGAAUCAAGAUAGAACUGAAAACAACAAACGGAGCUUUGAAUUCCAUCGUAAAUGAAACUGAUACAUAUGUUGUGGACUUAACUCCUCCAGCCCUGAGUUACCUUGGAGAUGGAUUGACACAGGGUGAUGAUAUAGACUUCCAGUCUGAUGCCACUUCCUUAAGUACAAAUUUCAAAUUUGAAGACAAUGAAUCUGGACUGGAUUACUAUAGAAUACAGAUUUAUGAGAAGUACCAGGGUACCAGAAGACAAAUUGUCCCAGUAACCAAUGGUGACUGGAUGGAUCUAUUGGGAAACCCAACAAGGACAUCCUACACUCACACAGGAAUGUCCCUGAACCUUGGGGCCGCUUACAGUGUCAGAGUUGGAUCCCUUAACAAAGCAGGACAUAUGUCAGUAUUUGAAACUGAUAGUGUUAGAGUGGAUACCUCAUCACCUUCUGUCAUGUGGUUGAAAGUAGGAACACUAGUCUCUGGUGUAGAGGAGAAAGUUGAUGGAUAUGUGUGGCAAGCCAAUACAAAAGGGAUCAAGGCAGCCUGGUUGGCUGUUGACCCUGAGUCUGGUAUUAUUGGGUAUGAAGUCGCUGUCGGAACUACUCCUGGUGGAACAGACAAACUAGGAUGGACAUUAUAUGGUGCAGAGAAUGAUGUAUAUAUAAAUGGUCUUAGUCUAGAUAUCACCAACCUUACUACCUACGAGCCUGUGUAUUACGUCAGUCUAAAGGCCCAGAAUGGAGCACAAUUACUCAGCUCAUCAAUUACGUCUACUCCUAUUGUUGUUGUUGAAGAGGACAGAGCAGGUCUUAUUGUUGAUGGUGCUGAUGGAACAGAUGGAAGCUCAUCAGAAUUAGGUGUGGAUGUAGACUACACAGUGGAUACCACCACUGUUACUAUACAGUUUGAUGGAUUUGAAAGUCACCUUCAUGGUGUGAUGAUGUAUGAGUGGGCCGUGGGUACCACACCUGGUGGGGAAGAGGUACAGCCAUUCAUGAGUGAGGGUAUUAUACAUUCAGAGGAAGAAAAUGUAGCAGGAGAUGGAGUAACAAGCUCUGGACAUGCCCAUGCCACAUUACCAUUGAAACCUGAGACCAUGUAUUACACCUCUGUCAGGGGAAUCACUAAUGGUGGAAAUGUUGUGCAGUCAUCUUCUGAUGGUUUUAUGGUUGAUGUUUCACCACCUUCGGUCAUAAUUGACAGGUUAACAGACAAGACAUCAUCAGAUCAGGACAUCACUAGCGGUAAUUCUUUGUACCAGACAACAACUGACUCACUGACAGCCCAGUGGACAUACAAUGACACAGAAAGUGGUAUAGAACGUGGAUGGUAUUCUGUAGGAACCUAUCCAUUUGCUCAGGACAUAGCCUCAAUGGUUGAGGUAGAGAUUUCAUCCAUGGAUUUUAGUACUUUACCAUUGGCUUACGUUACUGCUGUUGAUACAGGAAAACCUAAUAUCAUCAGUAUCUGGGCAGAGAACAAAGCUGGACUAGUAUCUGAAGUAGCUACAGGAUCAGUUAUCAUUGACAAAACUCCACCAGGAGAAGGCUUUGUCUCCUGUCCUGAUUAUGUUGGGUUGAAUGCUCCUAUAUUGUGUACAUGGCAUGGCUUCCUGGACAAACAGAGUCCUAUCCAGAAAUACAUCAUUACAAUGGGAAGCCAGCAAGGUUCAAAUAAUAUCUACAAUGGAACAGAGGUCCCAGGAUAUAUAAGUCAAUAUUCAAUUCAAGGUCUUGGUAACAAGUUACAUCAUGGUGAUAAAUACUAUGUGACAGUGACUGCAGUAAACUUUGUUGAUAUGGAGGCUUAUGCUUUCUCUUCUGAGAUUGGUAUAGACUCGACUCCACCAACCUACGGUAAAGUGAUUGACUUACACACCACAUACAGGGUAGAUGUCACCAACACUGAGAUGACAUUAGCUAUGAAUGCAAAGAAAUGUGACACAGAUGAUGAAUGUGAUUUGCUGGAUGCCACUUGUUCUGAGUCUAUGACUUCAGUGUCAGCCACGUGGCAAGCAUUCCAAGAUCCAGAAUCUGGAGUACAAAGGUACCAGAUAGCUCUGGGAACAACACCUGGUGGUGGACAAAUCAAACCUUUCUUUGACAUAGAUUUAGAAGAUGGUGUCAGAUCGUAUACAAUUGGUGGUCUCAAUCUUGUUGGUUAUAGAGUGGUUUAUGUUUCUGUGAAAGGAAUCAAUGGAGCUAGUCUGACAAGUGUUGCAACAGCCAAUGGACUCUAUAUGUCAUACCUCAGUCAGGGAAUGGCCCCUCUUAGUCAUGUGGGAGUCAAUGAUGUAUUGGAGAAUUCUGUAGGAGAUGUUCAGUUCCAGUCUGGUGAUGAUACUUACAGAGCAUCAUGGGAUAUGUCAGGUGACCCAUGUCCAGUUACAAACUACGAAUGGAAGAUCCAAAGACUUGAUGGUCUUGUUAUUCAAGACUGGCUUCAAAUGAAUUUGAAUACUGAUGGCAUGACAGAUGGGUUGUCUUUGGAAAAUGGAAAAAUGUACUACUCUUUAGUACAGGUGACCAAUAAAUUGAAUUACACUUACAUUCUAAGAUCAGAUGGUGUCACUAUUGAGAAAAAUCCACUAUUACCAGGAAAGGUGUUUGAUGGAGAUGUAACUGGCUAUGAUAUUAACUACUUACCAUCAAAUAAAAUUGUUUAUGCAAACUGGGAUGGAUUUGGUUUACCUGCUGAUGCCAUGAAACAAGUGGAUGUGUUAUCAGGAAACCCUGGAUUGCAAGUGGACCAGGCACAGUUGGAUUCACAAGAUCCUAAUCAGGAAGUAGUGUUCUAUGAGGUUGCUGUGGGGACAGACAGAAGAUUCCCCAAGACCAGGGAUGAUGUUGUUCCAUAUACAAAUGUGGGACUAAACAAAACUACCAUUUUCUAUGACCUUGAGUUGACCCCAAUUACUGGUAUCUACUAUUUUACAGUGAAGGCAUACAGUGCCUCAUACUCUGUGGCAACAGUCACGUCAAAUGGUUUCAGGGUCGGAUUUGAUGGAGGAGUCACCGGUGGAGCUUUUGUGAUGGAGAAAUUCAUUGCUACAGACACAUAUUUAGAUAUUCAGUUUGAAGGAUUUACUUCCAAGUUAGAUAUCUUGAUGUACUACGUAGCUUUGUCAAACAACUCUGAUGCCAAUAACACUAACUGUAAAGCAUAUAUUGAUGGUGGUUCAGCUACAGUUGAAGAGAAGAAACAAUUAUUUACAGAUUAUGAUGUCACCAAUAUAAACAAGUACACUGUUACAACAAUCAGAGGUCUCAAUCUGACACAGGGAGCUACCUAUUAUGUGUAUGCUAUGGGUGCUGAUAAAUCUGGAGCUUGUGGAAUGGUCAUGCAUGAAUUUAUUGUGGACUCAACACCACCAGACAUGGGCAGGAUAAAAACUGGACCCUAUUAUGAUAUGGUUGUGACAUACACUCAAGCCAAUACAUCAGUAUAUGUGUAUUGGGAGGGAUAUGUUGACGAUGUUUCUGAUAUAGCCACAUAUCAAGUAUCAAUCUGGAGAAAUAAAUCAUGUUCAGAAGUUGCUGAGUCUGAAAUGGUCGUUAGCUGGAUUACCUUGUCAAAUAAUUAUACAGAUUAUAGUUUCAUAGAUCUAACUCUUAAUAAAUCAGAACCACUAAGUGUGAAGUUUAUCAUCACAAACGGAGCAGGCCUCUCCAUAACAGAUGAAUCAGUACCAAUACUAUUAGACAUGACCAAACCAACUCCUGGAAAAGUUGUUGAUGGCUGGGAUUUUAAGAAGGAUCGUGUUUGGUUUAAUUCUCCCAACAGUGCCAAAGGAUCUAUUCUGCAUAUGGCAACUCCAUUUGGAGUAGCGUGUCCUACACGUCCAGUAUCAAUUGUAAACGAUACCAACUGGAAGAUGCUUCAGCAAAUAGGCUUCAGAGAUCCUAAAGGACAGGAUUGGCCCAUUAAGAUGCGUACAGAAAAUCUUGGAAAGGAAAUCUUUGAUGAUGAGCUUUGGAUCAAGUUGGCAAGAGAUACAAAUUUGAACACUAUGUAUUCGGGAGGAUACUACAGAAAAGCUGACUAUGAAAGAGGAGGAGAAUGGGAGUUUGAAAUAAAGGCUGCCAGUGGUGAAGGUAUGGCUGCAACGUCUGUGAUGUUAUGGGAUGGACCAGAAGGGGAAAUUAUGCCAUACGAUCAUGUUCCAGAGGCUGACUGGGCUUCCACAGCCUGUUAUUGCUGUUUUGAGAAUCCUAUUCCACCAACAUGCACUGCCUGUAACUGUACAGCAUAUUUAGCUGCAAAGUUUGGUAACGGUACAGUAGUCGCACCAACAACUGAAGCUGCUCCUGUUGUUAAUAAUGGCACCUCAUCUCCAUACCAUGUAGUAGAAAACCCUACAGGUGGGGCUGUCACCUCACCUAUUGAUUUAUCAACACAGCCUGCCCGAGCGUCAUGUGGUAUUGAAAUCUUUGCAGGUGAUGAUCCACAUGUUGUAACAUGGUGUAGAAUCUUCAAUGAUACAUUACCCCCACAAGUGGUAGAAGAUGUCCUAACUUUUGACCCAUCAGUGGAUUUCCAUACUUACAAGAUUGCUGUUGACUUUGAAGCUGACGAAGCUGUGAAUCCAUCAUUGUGCUUCUAUUUGUAUGUGGAUGGUGUAUUAUGGAGUAAAAUAUGUGGCAUACGGGAUCUGAGUACAGACACAGACCUAAUCUUCCAUGUUUUCCCUAAAAACAAUUAUUUACCACCAGUUGUUGACAGUUUUAAUCCCUACUCCACCAAGGCAUUCUUCCGAAAUGUUGUUUUACCUCCUGAACCAGGAGCACAUUGCAGAUAUGGUGCUCCAUUCCGUGGCGGGACAAACCCAAUAGUUAAGUACGAAAUUGGUAUCGGAACUACGAUAUUAGGCACAGAGAUUGUUCCUUAUAAAGAAAUGAUAUCACCGUGUCUCCCAUGUUAUAACUAUUGUUCACGUUACAAUUGUAAUUCAACGUGUGAUGCUGAGGAACAUGUGUUAUACCAGUUUAUGCUUGACAACUUUACUCUGCCAGCUACAAGAAUGGAGGACAAUGAGACUAAAACAAUAGAUUAUUAUUUCACAGUGAAAGCUGUGCUUGGUUCUGGUGUUACAACUGUUGUGUCUUCAGAUGGAUUUUACAUUGACGAUACACCACCAAUAUAUGAUCCUGAUGUGAUGGGCAGUGAUAUUUAUAUUGAUGUAGAUCAAGGGGAGUUCACUCCUGUCAGAUAUCAGGGAUCCAACAGCACCAUAAAGGCAUUCUGGAGAUGUUUUGAUGAAGAGAGUGAUAUUGUGGAAAAUCAGUGGGCCAUAGGAACAACAGUUGGCGGACAAGAGCUACAGGAAUAUGAGUCUAUAGGCACCAAUCAAACUGCCAUUAACAGUACAUUUGAAGGCAUCUUGGAACACAAUACCACAUACUAUGUAUCUCUGAUCUGUGAGAACGGUGCUGGACAUGUUGUGAGCUACAAUGAUACUAAAGGUGUAAUUGUACUUUUGGAGGAUCCAAUAGAUGAUGUAAAUACCACUAUACCUGGUGCUACCCAGUUAUCAGCUGAUGUCACUCCAAAAGAUUCUCUGCAGAGUACUGAUCCAACCAAACUAGGUGUUGAAUUUAGUCUUAGUCAUGACGAUGCAGUCAAUAGAUAUGAUUUGUGCUGUGGAACAGAUGAAGAAAAAGAGGACAUUUUCCCAUGUACUUGGGUAGGAUACAAUGUUUCUGGUACAAUCAUGAUUGAAGAUGGAUACGUGAGAAUUAAUGGUGUAAAUAUAAGACGAUUAUCUGAAUUAAACCCUGUGCAAAAUACAAGUUUGUCUGAAGCAGACCGUCUCUCCAGUGCCAAUAAUGUAUUCAACAUGGAGCCAGGACGUACUGUGUUUAUGAUGAUGAGGUUAUGUAAUGCAGCCAUGAGAUGUAUUAACAAGACAAUGGGAAGUGUCAUUAUAACCAAUGCCAAUACUGAUCUAGAAACAUCACUCAAUGGAUUGGCCAUUACGAUAUCAGUCUCCUCAAGUUCUGGUAGAAGGAAGAAGAGAGCUGUAGGAGAUGAUUUAGUCAUUGUUACACCAAGUAAUUUGACUUCUGGACACAGUACAACCUUUACAAUCCUUACACAAAACGAGUUAACAGCAACCUAUGACUCUGCAGCAUCAACAGAUUUUGUUCCUUAUAUUGUUGAUCCAUCUACUACAACUGAUUUAGUGGAUAGAACUCUGCUUGGAAGAUUCUAUGGAAGUGAAUUUGCCUUUGCCUUUGUAUCUGUGGGACAUAUUAUGAUGCCUGGACCUAUUCUGAUGACAUACAGUGAUGUUGCUGGACCAGGACCCCAUGAUUCUGGCAAUAGGACAAUAUUGACACACUGGAAUCCAGUGAGACAAGUGUGGGAGGAGUCUAGUAGAACAUGUAAUGAAACAGAUACUGAGGUCUUCAAUAAUGAUGGUACUGUCACUGUCAAGGUAUGCAACACUUGGAGAGAUUUAACAGAAGGUGCAGUCAAUGAUCCAUACUUCAAACAUGAGACAAUGUUUUCUCUGGCAAGUGCCAAAGCAUCCAUUACAAAUUCAGAACCCCAACUUACAGUACCAGAUGUAAUCUAUAUGUCAGAAGAUGCAGGUACAAUACAGUACCAGUUGGAAGCUACAGAUGAUGAGGGGGAUACAAUUGAGUUCUAUCUGGUUGGUAACUACACUAACUAUACCAUGGGAACACCAAUCCUGUCUGUUGAUGGAAUACUGCUGUUCACACCUUGUGAUAACUGUCAGGGUAUUCAGACAUUCCCAGUCAUCUUACAGGAAGUUCAAACUGAUCCAGUUAUUCCACCAAAUAAUGUAACAGUAUGGCUGACUGUUAAUGUAACAGAUAUAGCAGAUCCACCAACUAUCUUCCUCACUUUAUUAGGAGAAUCACAACUACCAGCAGAUCCUACGGAACCAGUUUUGGUUUAUCUGGAACAGAAGAAUGAUUGGAAUGAACAUGUCUGGUCACCAUCAUGGUAUGCAUUACUAGGAGCUUAUGAUGUUGAAUCAGGGGAUACACUACUGCUUAAUGUCCAGGAACCAGUCGGUGGAGUUAUGAAUAUCACAGACAAUUCAACAAGUAUACCCACCAUUGCAAAUCCAUGUCCAAAUGUAACAGAAAGGACUGAUAAUUUGAUGUUCCCAUGUGACCUCUCACUAUUGAAGCCAGUAAACGAGCAUGAAUGGAACUACAUGAAAUUGGCAUACGUACAGAACUAUUCCUUCUCAGGCUAUGAUGAGGCUAAAGUUUACUUCUCAGACUCUAAUGGUGCCUUGUCACGUCUAGUUACCAUACAGUUCACGGUGAUGGAGUCACCAUGUCGCAAUGAAGGAGAAUGUGAACCAAAGAAUCGCAGUAUAUCAUAUCCAUGUGAACACUACCGUAGGGCUUCAGAAAGUUUUGAUAUCAACUACAACUGCAUAUGUGCCUCUGGUUGGACUGGUAUCCAUUGUGAAGAGAAUAUCAACGAGUGUAUUAGCUCCCCUUGUCCAGACCCAUUUGCAUGUUAUGACUACAUUGAUUAUUACGAGUGUGCAUGUCCUGAAGAUAAUCCAAACUGUUUGUUGCGUCCAUGGAUGAUUGCCCUGAUCAUCAUUGGCAUAUUACUAAUUGUAGUGAUCGUACUGUUAAUAGUUUACAGAUGGAAGAGAAGAGAGAGUCAUAUACCAUGGGUUGAGAAGUACAUCUUAUGUCAAGGUGGUGACACCGCCAACUCGUAUGGAUCACAAGCCUCUCUUGGGGAUUUCAUGGGUGAUUCGGAUCGAAUGUCAGCUGACAACCCUUCAUUUGAUUUUAACAAUCCAGAUAAAACGGACUUCCCUCCAAAAGAUGAUUGGAAAAUUGAGAAACGUCAUAUGAUGUCUUCAUUUGAUCCUUUGAUAGCUAGUUCUGGUCCAAAAAUUGCUCCACAUCCAUCUGAAGUUGUUGAGCCCAAUCUGUCAGCAGACCUUGAUGCCAUGUCAAAUAAUGGACCUAAACCAGGGUCCUCAGGAUCUGGUACUUCCACACCACAACCCAUGUCCAAGAAUGCUGCCCGAUGGGCUCCAGCAUCCAAUGGAGGAUCCCCAGGUCCAUCAGGCCAAAAUACACCUCCCUCUAAUGGAUCUGAGGAUGAUCGGUCAUCUGGAAGUAAAUCUCCAUAUCGUGUCAGUGACAGUCAGACGUCCACGGCAGACCCUGGUAAAAUAUCAGUAUAUGACGGAACAAUGACACCAAUACUUUGAGGAAUUUCAUCACAACUGAUUCAUUUUAAUGGACAAUGGAAACUGAACAUGGACAAAUAUUAUUUAUUUAUUAUUUCUGUCUAUUAUCUAAAUUUCUGUUUAAAAUUUUCUUUUCUUGAUAGGAUAUUAUGAUAUUUUGACUUUUAUUUUUCCUGAAAAUGACAUUUUAUAUUUUGAGAUAAACGAAAUCCGUCCAGUUGGGUAUUUUUAUGUGAUGAAUAUCUGUCCACAAAUUCAAUUAAGUUAUUUGAUAUAUUUUGUAUAUAUAUAUAUUUAAUGUUUUAUGAACAAAAUUAAUUUAAUUUUCAUAUACAUGUACUACAGCAAAAUACAAUUUUACAUAGAUAUAUUUUUAUAUAAUUAUUUUUUAAUGUAUGGUUCAGAAAUUAAAAAAAAUAGGACUGUGAUACAUUUUAUACUUUUUAGUAUAAAUAAAACUUUACUAUU